AUGGUCCCUAAGGCAUUAACCGCCCGGCCAAGCAUUCCGCUAAAGAUUAUCCCUGGACGUAUCUUAACAUUCACCGAACUCCUAGCGGAUCGUCGAGCUAAAAUGCCACCCACAAACUUGGAUGGAGUAGAAAAUAUAUCAUCUCGAAGUAUUGCAAUCCCGAAAAAUCUCAAACUAAGGGCGUACAAUGCUAUGAUAAAGCCACUUCUAGUAUAUGGCUGUGAGAUCUGGACACUAACCAGCAGCCUAGAAAAAAGUGUGCAAAGAUUUGAAAGGAAAAUCGUCCACAUGAUAACUGAAAUCAGAGUACUAACACAUGGAGAAGAAAGACCAAUAAAGAACUACUUACAGAAACUGGUCAAUCAAUAUCCCAUGAUAUGA
Molecule: messenger RNA, 381 nt
Organism: Nezara viridula (southern green stink bug)
Lineage: Eukaryota; Metazoa; Arthropoda; Insecta; Hemiptera; Pentatomidae
Source: the annotation of a GenBank genome assembly